Adineta ricciae is the source of this 363-nucleotide messenger RNA. The record is from the annotation of a GenBank genome assembly. Lineage: Eukaryota; Metazoa; Rotifera; Eurotatoria; Adinetida; Adinetidae.
AUGAAUAUAAAAGUGCGAGGAUGGGCUACAGGUACUACAUUCAUGAUUUUUCCUCGCUGUAAAGCAGAAACAACACCGAUGCGUGAUUUGGAGGAAGGAAAAGGAAAGAAAGAUCAAGCGCCACCACCUGGCUGGGUUCCAGUGCAUGAACGUCUUGAGAAAAUCAACAAAUAUACGGAAAGAAUAUUCUCAUAUCCAUUUAGAAUAUUAGAAACGGUUCUUGACAAUAUUCAAAGCUUCAUUACUCAACAUUCAGUGUCCUAUUCAUUUUGUAUGUGUGCAACUAUUUCUGUGACUGUUUCGGCUGCGACUAUUGCUGUUGGAGUUGGGACUGGCGUCGGAGUUGGAUGUAGCAACAACUAG